GUCUUUUCAGGUGUCAAAAUCACAACAACAUUGGUUAACUGCAUUUGUGCAAAAGCGCUCCAGAGAAACAAAAAUGCUGAUCCAAGAGUCACACUAUGAUGUCAAAACUUCCGCUGCGGGGGAGGGGAGCAUGACUGCUGGUGCUAUUAUCUCGAAACUUCUUGACUGUAUUUCAAUUAAAGAACAGAAGGAGUGCUGAAAGAGCCAUUGUUUGAGAAUCGGACCUCGCAGAAAGAAAUUGAAAUACCACUACGGAGAAUAUAUGUGUUUCAUCCCACGAUUCCCGGAUACCCAAAGGCAAAAUUUCCUGGCGUGGUUGUGUUCAGCGAAAUUUACCAAGGUGCGCGUAAUAACCCGUGUAUUGCUUAAUUAUAUAGUUAGCUACGCGUCUGGGCUUCCCAAGAGCACCUGCGGAAGAAACCGCGACAACUCUUGGAUAAUUAGCUCAAGAGCGUGCCGAAACAUCCGAUGCAGUGACCGGACCUGUCACCCGCUUCGCACGCAUGAUAGCUGGCCACGGGUAUAUCUGCGCAGCGCCAUCGAGCUACCAUGAAUUUACCGGUCCAGAGCCACUAAAAUACGAUGCGACGGAUACCGAUAAGGGCAAUGCAUGGAAGAUCACCAAAAAACUUACAGCUUAUGAUGAAGACGCAAAGCUCAGUGUCGACUAUCUGCUGUCACUCCCCACGUGCAAUGGCCGCGUUGGGGCGACUGGAAUGUGCCUCGGCGGGCAUCUGGCGUACCGCUGCGCGCUGGACGAACGGGUUAAAGCUGCGGUGUGCUUCUUUGCGACUGACAUACACAGCAAAACCCUCGGCAAGGGAAAGAAUGACGAUAGCCUGCAGAGAGCGGGCGAUAUGAAAGGCGAAUUGGUCAUGAUCUUUGGUAAAAAUGACACACACGUCCCGCCAGCCGGCAGGGACUUGAUUCGGCAGACGCUUCAUGAGAAAGGAGUCUGCUUCAGCUUUUACGAAGCUGCAUGGGCUCAGCACGCGUUCAUCAGAGACGAGCUAAGCAAGGGCCGGUACGACCCUGCGUUAACAAAAGUUUGCGUCGAGAUGAUGUUUGAAGUGUUUGGGCGUACUCUCAAGGUUGAGCUUGGAGACAGUGACGGGAAAAGCCUUGAGGUGGAGGAUGUCUGCUAGAGAGAGGAGCAUGGACCUCCUUCUGGGAGCUAUAUAUAUUCUCUUUCCCGCCGGAGUAAGGUUUUGUUGGUUUAACCCCGGGUCUUUAUAAUACGUAUGCGAAGCCAAACCAUGGACGAAGGCGAAAGUUUCCAUAAGCACAUGGAAUUUUACCAAGCAACAUGGGAAGCCGUGUGUACCUGGCGGCCCAAAAGACAACGGAGAGAGCUUUUUCAGU
Messenger RNA from Coccidioides posadasii C735 delta SOWgp, 1362 nucleotides. NCBI's taxonomy places the organism in Eukaryota, Fungi, Ascomycota, Eurotiomycetes, Onygenales, Onygenaceae. The record is from RefSeq and is a predicted model, not a curated record.